UCAUGUCGGGUCGUCACUGUCGCCAUCGGCCACAGACGAUCUGCGAUCCUAGCUUAUUCGAUUGAUCUGUACGUUUGAGUACGAAAAAAAUCACUGCUAGCAAUAUCCAAUCGAUCAAACGAGCUGAAAUAUAUGUCCAUAGAUACAGGAGCUACUUUUUCCCAGUAAAACUAUGAAUUAAACUUUAACAACUAGUGAUACAGAUGUUUAUUUACUUCAUAAAUAUAAUUAAACGUGACGGAAUUAUCGAUGCAGGAAGAAUCCACUCCAUCUUUUAACAGCUGUCUAUAAUUCCCUGUGAUCAGCGUACGAAGCGCGAUACAAGUACUUUCUGAAUCCAGAUUGCGAGUGUAACGAUUUCUAGAGCAAACGGAAUCGAUAUCGAAGAAAGUUUGGCCGAGCAGCAUCCACAAUGACCACUGAGCGAAUUCACUGAGAUGAUUCCGUGGCGACAAUUGAAUGGAAGUCUAAGAUCACGAGGCUUCGCUCUCAUUAGAACGUCUCCGGUAUCCUUUUUUUUUUCCGCAAAUUCGACAGAGAUUCGAAUUCUCCGCUCUAUUUGACGCUCCCUCUCGCCGCGUACGAACAAGGCAGCGGCGGUGGUGGACGCGAGAGAGCCCCUCGCCUCCUCUCUUGGACCACCGUGAAAGAAGAGAGCACACCGUCGCCGGCGCGUUGCUCUCGACUUAGGAGAAUGUAUGGAACGGCCGAAAGGCAAAAAGGAAAAAGGACUACCCGGUGACUCGCUCUAUAUAUACUGCAACUAUCCGAGGGUAUGUCCAGUGCACGGUACGCGUCUCGUCCGUCAGCUUCAGUCAGCAGAUCGAAUCCUAACCACGUGCAACAAGUCCGUUUUACGCCGUUUAUCCCAACCGCCGGACCUUCUCCAGCAGGAUCUCUUUAAGAUCAGAGUUUGUCGCGUCCGGGUUCAGAAACGUCGCAUAAUUCGCGCAGCACGAUGAAGGGAUUUGCGGUAUUCGGUCAGUCGUCGGUCUAUCGUCAGCAGGCCCUGUUGCUGCUGCUGAUUCCUCUUCUUCUCGUCGGCUCCGUUGUCGGCGAGAUCGAGAGACGUACCUCGAAACAAAUGGUUGAGGAAUCUCCGGAGACUCUAGCCUCUACUCUGAGCAAGGAUUGUGGCAAGUCCUACAGUGCCACUUGCCUGAAACUAGACGUGGUGUCCUUCCUGGAUAGAUUAUCUGAACAGGAAGACAUCAAUAUCCUACCGGGAGUGUCGGUGAUCAAAGAAAAUAGUUCUGCCAGUAUGCCAGCUUCCGAAGUUGUCGCCAAUCUGGCUAGGGAUUUCCCUAACGACGUGGAGAAGAGACUGGACGCGUAUCUGGUUCACAAGGUCGGAAGCUACCUGAACAGCCACUCGAUAUCCAUCAAAUUGUUCGACCCCAGGACCUUCGAGGCUGCUAGGAAUUUUAACGAGGAAACGUUGGCUCAACUUGGCCUUGGCGGUGGACAAAGUGUCGGAACUGGACGUAAGAAGGAGAAGGGCGGUAUGAAUGGUUUAUUUGCUGGUCUGAUGAUGAUGAAGGGUACCCUCGGCGCUAUCGGUUUCGGUGCCCUCGCCCUACUCGCCGGAAAAGCUCUGAUGACUGGCCUGAUGGCCCUCAUGUUAUCAGCCAUCGUUGGUUUGAAAUCUUUGGCCGGUGGUGGCGAAAAGAAGACUACCUACGAGAUUGUCAGUAAGCCCGUAUACUCGAGUUCUCAUACUCACAGCUCCGAGGAGCACCACGGCCACGGCUAUGGACAUUCCGGAUACGGGAGAUCCUUGGACACGAUCCACGACAGCGUCCAGCAGGCCGUUCUGAAAUAUGGCAACGCGCGGGAUCGUCGAUCGCUAUUCCGGCAAAAUUAACGAACUCGUGAUCGGAGGAGCCGCCAGCGAGGAGCAGCUGGUGGCACGCGAGAGAUCUAGUAGCACGUCUCUACCUCACCGAGUCCACUUUGUUUCCGUUUAUCCUCUUUUCACACUUCACGGUUCCUUUCAAUCUGUAUCUAGCUCCUACUCCACCUCCACCUCUUCAUCACGCUCUCCACUGCCAUCAACUAUAUUUCUCCUACUCCUCCUUCACGUCUCUCCCAUCUUUAACUUCGUUUCGCUUUCUUGUUGCUCGCGCCUCUGUCCGUCACUUCAGUCACAUCGCCUGGUCUCAUUUCAUCGCCCCGUCUCUCCACCAUCACCAUCACCACCAUCACCAAUUUAUAUUCGUAGAUUCGUAGGUAUUUAUUUGCCAAGCAUGCUCCCACGUACCUCUACUCCCCACGGUCACACGGCUCGAGCUGGUCGUCGUUGCACAUGGACCAUUUUCGUAUCAUGUACAUGAUUUCUCCUUCUUGUUAUUUAUAUGUAUUUAUGCGCAGUGUAAAGUUUUAAUAAAUCACGUUUUUAAGAAGCUC
Messenger RNA from Bombus impatiens (common eastern bumble bee), 2406 nucleotides. RefSeq lists its product as uncharacterized. NCBI's taxonomy places the organism in Eukaryota, Metazoa, Arthropoda, Insecta, Hymenoptera, Apidae. The record is from RefSeq and is a predicted model, not a curated record. Bases 959 to 1864 code for a protein of 301 amino acids. The transcript has 2 exons.